CUGCUCAGUUUUACACAAAUACAAAAAUGGCGUCGGAGCAAGACCAAAACGUUGGAAUGGAAAAUUCAACGCGGCGCACACGUUCCGGACGAACGACGGCGGUUGUCACAACGCAGUCCAUAACGCCAUCUAGAACAACACGUCGCACAUCGAAGAGGCAAGCGCAGUUGAGUGAUCAGGAAGAAGAGCACUAUCUCCCACAUACCACUAUGGUGCACGCAGAGGAGGAGCAGCAGUCAAGCCAAAUUGUUUUGCCUAACAAUGAGGAAGUACAAUACGAUGAGCUGGAGGAUGUAGAAAUGUCGGGCACCGCCGAAACCACUGGCGGCGUGGACGAAAAGAGCUCCUCGUUUCCCUUUAGUGCUGUGGCAGAACAACACUCUGAAACAAGCGAUGAUGUCAAAGUAAAUCGCACAGAAGAUACAUCGUUGCUGGCUUCUUUGGCUGGCGACAAUGCCAACAGUUUGCCGUCUGUUGGUGGCAACGAUGAGAGUAAUCCAAGCAAAAGAGCAGACUUUGAAACAAAUGGCGUCGAUUCAUUACAAAUGCUUGAUUGCAAGCCAAUUCUCUCGGAAUCCAGCUCGGAGCCAGCUAUAGCUGAAAGCCUAGGCGACGAUCUUGACACUAGUAAUGCCACAAUUGUCAAUACUGAAAUUAUUUCAGAGGAUGAAUUACCUCCGGUAAGCAAACCGGAGAUAAAUGAUGCUGAAGAAGUAUCUGAUGAGGAGUUGCCUGCGCCAAGACGUGCCGAAUUGCCUGCCGACGCGGAGGUUAUAUCUGAGGAUGAACUUCCGUCAAACAACAAUAAUAACAAUGUGAGCGAGUCGAAGACUAGUGUCAAGCGGAAGGCAGACAGAGAUUCUGCUAAGCCGGUGGUAGAACAACUCAUCAGCAGCGAGUCAAGCUCUAUAAGCGAGGCGGCCGAGAAGUAUGAUCCCAUGAGUCCCACUACAGAGAGCAAUGAUGCGGCGCCGGUGGAGAAACGCGCACGAGUAGAUGAAGCAGAAGCUGAUCACAAAGACAAGGAAAAAGAGAGUAAAAGGGAUAAAGAGCGCGAUAAAGAUAAGGAUAAGGAAAAAGAGAAAGAUCGCAAACGGCUGCCUGAUUUAGAAAAAUAUUGGCGCGUUGUAAAAGAGGACGUCACUGAUUUUACUGGUUGGACCUAUUUGCUGCAAUAUGUGGAUAGCGAGUCCGAUGCGGAUGCAGCACGCGAGGCCUACGACACAUUCCUGUCACAUUAUCCCUAUUGCUAUGGCUAUUGGCGAAAAUAUGCCGACUAUGAGAAGCGUAAGGGCAUCAAGGAUAAUUGCUAUAAGGUAUUUGAGCGUGGACUAGAAGCUAUACCACUAUCAGUUGAUCUAUGGAUACAUUAUCUAAUGCACAUUAAAGCACAAGAUGGCGAUGAUGAGCAAUUCAUACGUAGUCAGUACGAGCGUGCAGUAAAAGCUUGUGGACUAGAGUUUCGCUCCGAUAAGCUCUGGGAUGCUUAUAUACGCUGGGAGAAUGAAUCUAAACGGUAUCACCGUGUGGUUCAGAUAUAUGAUAGACUGUUGGCUAUACCCACUCAAGGCUAUAAUGGACACUUUGACAACUUUCAAGAUGUUAUCAAUCAGCAUGCAAUUACCGCUACAAUUGGCCAAGAGGAGAUGGUGCGUCUGCGAAAGGAUUGGCAUGAGCGUCAGCUAACUAAAUCUUCAAAGUCAUCGUCGACAUCCUCAUCGAAGAGUCGCCGUGACAGCGGCAGCAGCAGUUCCAAGGAACGUGAACGCGAAAAAGAUAGCGGAACAGGUGCUGCAGCCGCUGGUGGUAAGUCACCCAAAGAUACUAGUGAAACUCAAGUCGAUGAAACAGCCAACGAUCUAAACACAAGUGAUUCUACGAAGAUGACGCAAUCGCAGCUUGACUACAGUGACUUUAGUAUGCUAAGUGAAGAGGAAAUAGCCGCCAUCAAGGACAAGGCUAUUUCGGCGCGUCGUAAAGUGCACAAGUUGACAGUAAACGCAGUGACUGCACGCUGGUCCUACGAGGAGGGCAUAAAGCGUCCCUACUUUCAUGUGAAGCCCUUAGAGCGCGCGCAGCUUAAAAACUGGAAAGACUAUUUGGAGUUUGAAAUAGAGAAGGGCGAUCGCGAGCGUAUUUUGGUGUUGUUUGAGCGUUGUCUCAUUGCCUGCGCCUUAUAUGACGACUUCUGGCUAAAGAUGCUGCGCUAUCUGGAAUCGUUAGAGCAAAGCGUAGAGGUAUUGGGUAUAACACGUGGUGUUUAUAGACGCGCCUGUCGCAUACAUCACCCAGACAAGCCCAGCUUACAUCUCAUGUGGGCUGCCUUUGAGGAAUGCCAGCUUAACUUUGAUUCUGCGGCCGAGAUCUUGACGCGCAUUGAGCAGCGUUGUCCACAUCUACUGCAAGUUGCCUAUCGUCGCAUCAAUGUGGAGCGUCGUCGUGGUGCCUUAGACAAAUGCCGCGAGCUCUAUCAGCACUAUAUUGAGCACAGCAAGAACAAAGGCAUAGCAGGUAGUCUAGCAAUUAAAUAUGCGCGUUUCUUAAACAAAAUCUGCCAUGAUUUGGACGCUGGUAUGCUAGUGCUGCAGCAGGCGCUGGAGCGCGAUCCGGCCAACACACGCGUUGCUCUGCAAAUGAUUGAUCUGUGCCUGCAAAGAUCAGAGGUCAACGAUGAGGAAGUAGUCCAGAUUAUGGACAAAUUUAUGGCACGUGCUGACAUUGAACCCGAUCAAAAGGUGCUCUUUGCACAGCGUAAAGUAGAAUUUUUGGAGGACUUUGGCAGCACGGCUAGAGGUUUGCAGGAUGCGCAACGUGCGCUGCAGACAACGCUGAGCAAGGCUAGCGAGGCACAAAAAAAAACCAACGACAGUAGUCCUACUCGCAAGAGUUCAGCUGGCGGUAAGGAUGGCGGCGGCACCGCUGCUGCCGCGUCUAAUAACUCAGCUGCCGCAGGCCCAGCGUAUAAUAAUGGUGGACCAACAGCAGCUGCAGCGGCUGCCAACUACAACUACAACUCUGCCAACUCCAGUGGUGCAUACUAUGGCCAACAGAGUAGUGGCGGCGCCUAUGCGCCACAGCAGCAACCGACAACGCAAGGCUAUGACUCCUACUACAAUCAAUGGGGUGGUUAUCCCAGCACAGGCAGCACCAGCACAGGCGCUGGCUAUAACUAUGGUCAAUGGAGCGGCUAUGGCAAUUACUAUUAGAUAACAAUGCAAGCUAAACUCUAGCAAGAGCCACCGUUAAAUUAGUCGUUAACUUAAAGAUAAUGCUUAAUUUUAUAUUGAUUUACUAAACAUAAACAUACA
This is a messenger RNA of Drosophila busckii, 3308 nucleotides long. RefSeq names its product pre-mRNA-processing factor 39 (gene Prp39). The transcript has 8 exons. Bases 27 to 3206 code for a protein of 1059 amino acids. The record is from RefSeq and is a predicted model, not a curated record. Gene Ontology annotation, biological process: mRNA 5'-splice site recognition; RNA processing. Gene Ontology annotation, molecular function: protein binding. Gene Ontology annotation, cellular component: U1 snRNP; U2-type prespliceosome; commitment complex. NCBI's taxonomy places the organism in Eukaryota, Metazoa, Arthropoda, Insecta, Diptera, Drosophilidae.